Molecule: messenger RNA, 6628 nt
Organism: Sphaeramia orbicularis (orbiculate cardinalfish)
Lineage: Eukaryota; Metazoa; Chordata; Actinopteri; Kurtiformes; Apogonidae
Gene: yeats2
Product: YEATS domain containing 2
Exons: 30
Coding region: 160-4461 (1433 amino acids)
Biological process (GO): regulation of DNA-templated transcription
Source: RefSeq, a predicted model, not a curated record
UGAGAUGUUUAGCUAGCUUGCAUGUCUCGAUCCAGAUUUAGCAAUUAACACGCGUCUUAAAGAAGAAUAUAUCAUAACGCAGCGGAGAUGCUGACAUUGAAUUAAAAGACGCGCCUUACAAAGUAACAUUGCUCUAGAACAUAGUGCCCACCAGCAGCCAUGUCAGGAAUUAAGCGGAAAAUUGAGGGCAAUGAUCCUGACUAUGACGAUAUAUCACUGGUCCAUAACAGUAAGAGAAACAAAGCAGCCGAGCAUAAUGCCCGAGAAGCAACAGUACAGAAGAUUGAAGCCAUCAUCAGAGAGCAAUUUUCUUUAGAGAUGAAGAACAAAGAGCACGAAAUAGAUGUGAUCAGCCAGCGACUCAAUGAAGCAAGGAGAAUGAUGGACAAGUUGAGGGCGUGCAUAGUGGCCAAUUACUAUGCCAACAUUGGGGUGACCAAGCACCCAGAGGUGUCCACAAAGAGUGACCCUGCAGUGCUGAACCACCCAGCCAUCAGGCGGUUUCUGGAGUCUCCAUCCAGGUCUUCUUCCCCGCUCAACCAGGGUUCAGAGACACCAUCUCUGGCCCACUCAGAGUCAGAGUCCCUCUCACAACAAGGAGAUGUAGGUGACAGGGAUGGAGAGGGAAUGUGGAGAGAUGAUAACAGCAGGCAAGAACGCAGACCAGGUCGCAACACAGGCAAGGAUACAUUUGGUGUACCGUCAUCUGUUGGAGCAGAACAGAGGGUGACCUAUCAUACCACGGGAGAUGAAGCAUCUAGACUCUAUGCAAAGAAGACAAUCGUGGUGGGGAAUGUGUCAAAGUAUAUUCCCCCAGAUAAACGGGAAGAGAAUGACCAGUCAACCCAUAAGUGGAUGGUUUAUGUCAGAGGAUCCAGGAGGGAGCCAAGUAUUGACCACUUUGUAAAGAAAGUCUGGUUCUUUUUGCAUCCCAGCUACAAGCCCAAUGACCUUGUAGAAGUCAGUGAGCCUCCCUUUCAUUUAACUCGUCGUGGUUGGGGUGAAUUUCCUGUGAGGAUCCAGAUCCACUUCAAAGACCUUCGCAACAAACGUAUUGACAUCAUUCAUCAGUUAAAGCUGGACAGAACAUACACUGGACUGCAGACGCUGGGGGCAGAAACAGUCGUCGAUGUGGAGCUUCACAGGAACUCUCUUGGGGAUGAUUAUAUCCCUCAGCCAUGCUCAUCCAAAGUGGCCCACAGAGUGUCCAGCCCCACAUCAAGCACCUCACUGGCCCACACUCACGGACACUCCACUUCCCCCAUUUCACAUGAUUCAACUGGCGACAAAGGUCUUAUCCAAGGAGAGACAGGGAGGUCUGCAGGGGGUCAUAACUCAGGCCUCGCCACUGGGGAACGCACUCCAACCCGACCCAAAGCCAGUGAAAGAAUCACUCUGGGUUCCCAUGGCAACUCUGCUUUCCAGCCUAUCACAUCAAGCUGUAAGAUUGUCCCCCAAGGGCAGCCACCUAGUCCUGCAGAAUCUCCUGGAAAAUUAUUCCAACCAAUCACAAUGAGCUGUAAAAUUGUAUCAGGGUCUCCGAUCUCCACCCCAAGCCACUCCCCGCUACCUCGCACGCCUACCACCUCCACCCCUGUCAGCAAGCAGAGCUCUUCAUCAGUUAUCAACAACCCUUAUAUUAUUGUGGACAAGCCAGGCCAAGUGAUCGGCAUGGCUUCUUCAUCCGCUGCCUUCACAGGAAGUCCCUCAGCCAAACAGUCUGCAGCCCAAGGCACUCGUUCUCCAGCCCCUAAAGUUCACACUGGCACAUUCCUUUCUUCAGGGGUAAAGGUUAUUAUCAAGCAAGAGCCAGGGGAAGUUUCAACACAGCAGCAGCAGAUGGUUUCCACAGUAACCAGCCAGCAGCAACCUGCCGCUCCAGCAGCACACCAGUUUGUCGCAGUGAAGGGAGGUCACAUGAUCUCCAUGUCAUCACAGAAACAGGCAGGAGGGGCCACAGGGGCCACAACUAGCAAGAUGUUAGGCAUCCCUGUCAGCUCUGCACUUCAGUCUGCUGUCAAACAGGUGGCUAUCAGCAGUGGACAGAUUCUGGUCACCAAGGGCAACCCCUCUGUCUCCAAGGUGAUGGGCGGAAAACAGGUGUUAGCCCAGGGAGUUGCUAAAGCCAUUGUCAGUGGAGCAUCUGGGAUCUCUGGUCAGCAGGCUGCUGCCAAAGCAUCUGGUGUUUCAGGAGGUGGAAAGAGUGGAGUAAUGGCCACUCUCCAGCUGCCUGCCAACAAUCUGGCCAAUCUGGCCAAUUUGCCUCCAGGUACCAAGCUCUACCUGACCACCAACAGUAAGAACCCCUCAGGAAAGGGAAAGCUGCUUCUUAUCCCACAGGGAGCUAUACUACGAGCUUCCAGUGCAGGUCAGCAGUCUCAGAGCAGCUCGUCAGCAGGCACUGGCGGUUCUCAGACUUCCUCCUCUUCCUCCUCUUCAAGCAGUCUGCCUUCCAACCUCUCCUACACGUCCUACAUCCUUAAACAAACCCCACAGGGAACCUUUCUGGUUGGUCAGCCAGCACAGGGCUCGGGGAAGCAGAGUGGCUCCAGUUCGACAGGUCAUGCAGCAUCAUCUCCACCAAAUGUUACCCAGCAGGCCAUCCGGGUUACAGCUGGACAGAAGGCAGCCAUUCUGGCUCAGGUGGUUGGUGGCUCCCAGGGUGCACAGGUGAAGUUAUCUGAUGGCUCUGUUAAGACUGUUACAGCCGCAGCAGCGGGUCAUUUGUCCAAGCCAGGGACGACCACAUUGAGGAUGACAGGUGGAGUCAUCACUGCUGCAAGCUCCACCCCCAGUUCUGCCAGCACCGGAGCAGUCAGCCAACAACAGGCAGCUGAUGGUGGGAAGUCAACCUCUCAUCACCACUCACUCCUGGUAGCAGCCAACCAAGCAGCAGUAAUCAGUGCAGCUAAGAGCGCCAGUGCUGCUGCUGGCGGCAGCUUGUCAAAGACUGCCGUGGCAACAUUGAUCAAAGGUGGUGGAAACACUGCCACAAUGACUAAGAGUGCUGCAGGUUCAGCUGGUUCUGUUGUAACCGUCGCUAAAGGCAUCAGUAACAUGCCCGUCAUCGGCAAGGGUGCAGGGGUGGGGACUGUGGUGGGUGUUCCCAAAAGCAGUAGCACAUCACUGAUGACUUCAGCCUCACUGGUCAGCGGAGUGGCAGCAGGAGUAGGGAAGACAGGUCCUACACUCUCAGGUAUGUUAAAGAUUCACUCUGGAGGUUCCAGCUCCCAGCAGACAGUACUGACCAUCCCUGCCAACCAGCUCAAACAGCUGGGUGUAGGCACAGGUUCUGGAGGCCUGCAGACUAUACUCAUGCCUGUUGGUAAAGUAGUGUCUAAAGGCCCAGUCUCCAGUACUCCUUCCUCCUCCUCCUCCUCUAUUCCUGGAGCAGCUGGAGCUGUAGCCUCCCCAAGUACUCCAAGCCAGGCCUCCCCCUCCCUUGCUCUGCCUCUGGCACAAGUGAAGACGGAGCCAGGCGCUGGGACAGCUGGUCCAUCACCUCCAGUCACUGCUCCCGUCCCUCCUUCUGUUCAUGUUGUAUCUUCAACUACUACUGUCAAACAGGAGCAAGGGGCUGACAAUGCCGCACAUGACCUCAUCAACACUGAGCACAUAGAGACCAUGAUGCAGCUGUUGACAGCUGUGGUGAAGAAGUUCCCCCUCAUUGUGCCAGAUAAGACCGAAGACUCGCAUCCAUUUUGUGCCUCUUCUACCGAGCAGUAUUAUUCCUGGAAUAUCGGCAAACGCAGGGCAUCAGAGCUUCAGCGAGCAGUAGCAGUAAAGCGGGUUGUCCAGGACGUGUUGGACCAUUCUCCCCGCCUGCAGGCCCUCACUCCCCCGAAAACCAGAGAGGUGGUUCAGUGGUGCCGGCAGAGGGGCUACACCCCACCUGACCCAGAACCCCAACGGAGAAAUGAUGACGAAUCCAUCGAAGAUAUCCUCACACAGAUAGAUAGUGAGCCUGAGUGCCCAUCGACUCUGAGUAGCUGCGAGGAGCUGAUGCUUCGUCUGGAGCAGAUGCAAGCGCUGCUGAAGACUGAGCCAGAGGAGGCGGACGAUGAAAUAGUAGACAUCAUCGCAGUGUCUCCACCCUGCCAGAAGCUGAAGGUCAAAGAGGAGGAGCAGGAAACUGACUCUGAGCCCAAGUUCUAUCUGGGACCCUGCACAUCGGCCCAGUUUGUCAGUGAAACAGCUCAACAGAUUGGGGUAACCUUCCAGCCGGUGGAAGUGGAGAAGAAUGUGUUCGCUCCAGUUGUUGAAGCCAUGAUUCUAAAGGCUACAGAACAGUUUGCCAGUGACAUCCUGAGAGAAGCGUUGGCUGGGGCCUAUGCCAAAUCCCCUCAGAACAGAGCUCCCCGAGAGAUCACAACCAUGAACAUCCACCAGGCCAUCAGCAGCGUCCCCACCUGCGACUUCCUCUCCAACAUGCACAUGGGUUACCUGGCUAAAGACAACUGAGGCUUCACAAGAUUGACUUUGACCGGUAACAGACACACAGAGCUUUGAGGCCUGUCAGCCGACGAUGGGAGAGUCUCUGCUCUUCGACGUUAAAGCCCUACUGUGUGAACAUUCACAGCUGCAUGUAGCCCUGUUACCUCAGGUUGUGCAGUUAUUACUAAUGUAACUGUAUUCAUUAACUUGAUCAUAGAAGGGCUCGGCUUGCUUUCGCAGCAGCGGAAUGACAAAUGUUUCUAAUACUCUGGGUAUACUGUAACAUUUUAGUCCUAAUGUGUUGAGAAAAGUGGCAUCAUGGGACUUGUGUUAUUUGAUUUUUGAGAAGCAGUUGUGCUCCUGCAUACCUUAUAACAAGAUUAUUUUGAUGAUGAAGUGUUUCCUGCCAGACCGCCAGCCAGUCAGCAGGGAAUGAAGCCUGAAUGAUUUAGAUGGCUACAUAACGGCGUCAGACAGCUGUCCCCUGCACCGACUUUUCAUCUUGCUGUCUCAUCCUCUGACCUGGAACGAGAUCGUAUGUCCGUGUACCGGCAGAGGUGACUCACGCAUUUACACUAAGUGCACAACGAGAGACACUAAUGGACAUCUGAGGAUUACAAAACUCUAUUAGUUGGGCUAAUAAUAGUGUCUAGUGGGAACAUUCCCCAAAAAUGUCAUCGCCAUGGCAACCAGUUAUGUAUUUUAGUGUCACCUUGCAGAGGUAGCUACGGCUCUUGAAAUAUAAACACACAGGUAGCUGCUGUAAUCGUAAGCUGUUCAGAGGAGGCACCUGAUCUGUGUUCUAGAUGCAAACCUCAGUCGGAACUUCUUUCAGAUGAUCUCAGUCAGAUCUUUCAUAGCUUUUGUCCGUUAAAAAGUCUAACUGUUGAGGAGGGAUUCUGAAAGAAUCACACUGUCAAGACAGCAGUGACGUUAUUUAUUCAGUCUUUAAUUUGAACCCAGUUCGACGGCCUGAUAAAAGUGCGUUUACAUGUUCCGUUCAAUAACCGUAAUGUAUCUUAUCAUGCAUUGUACAAGUGUGUGACAUAUAAAAUAGAUGGUGUUUUCAGAUCCUGUUUUAUUUUUUUAUCUAUUAUCUGUUGCCCGGGAACAGUAAGGCCACGACGGUAGAGGUUUUGUAUGUAUGAGUACGUGUGGGUACCGGAUGUAGUCGUCACAAGUUAACUGAUUUAAUGGAAAGAGAAUGCGUGUGUGUUUGUCAGCUAUACAAUUGUGUUAAUCUUCUUAAUGUGGAGCUUUGCUUGGUGUUUUGCAGGGCUGGUCGAUCAUAUGACGAUCUUUUGUGCUUGGAAAAUGUAGGCUUGUUACAGCCAACGAUUCUUAUGCAACUUAAAGCUCUGUUUGUGCAUCAUUUUAGGUUUGUUUCUCAAAUUUAGACAAUGAGAAGAAACCAGAAACAAACCUGUUAACUGAAGAUGUAAACACUGUUAUGUCCACUUUUUCCUACUUGUGCGCAAUACAUCUGCAACACCUUUCAGUGUUUGGCAUUCAUUAUCCAGUCUGUGGCAGUCUGCCAUAGAAUAAUUUGUCUCACCGGGUUCAUAAUGAACUGAAAAAUUUCUCAUAAAAGUUCUUUAACGUUGUGAUUUGCGUCGUUGCUGUGGCAAAGCAUCUUUGUAAAGCCAUACAUACUGAAGGUCAAAUGUUUACAUCCAUCAGCCAUUUAUGGAAUUACUGUAAUUCUUUGCUGGCUUAAAUCAUCAUCACUGUAUUUCAUCAUCAGCAAAACCUUAACUUAAUGCAGACUACCCAACAGAGCAGACAGACGUUAAAGAAUCUCUAUAAACACACUUGAACUGGCCAGUCUAGCUAAAAAUAUCUCUGUAAAAUACGCAAUUAUACUGGUUUUGAAUCAGUAAAAUGGGUACUGUUCAGUUAAACAAAAGUAUGGACAGAGCUGUUAUUUAUUUAUUUGAGGACAUGAGCUGCAUGACUUCCUCUGAAAAGUGAAAAGUAUAUGAUAAAUGAAGGUUAUCCAGCAUAGAAAAUCAUCAGAUCACCAAGCCCUAAUGUAUGUAGUGAAUGAGUGGAAGUGUGUUUGAGCUGUGAGAUUGUGAAAUCUGUUCAACCAAAUUAGUGUAGAACGUACCCACAUUGUAUUUUCAUGUUUUAGUGCAAACCAAAAAUAUAAUCAAUAUUCUUGUAAUAAACAAAGAGAACUUUACUAAGCUCA